AUGUUUUAAGAUUUUCUUUUCAAAUUUUCCAAAAAAUAAUAUAAAAAUUAUCAUUUAAGAUCUCUCUAAUUGUCUUUUCCUUGUGGAAUAAUUAUAUUUCCAAUUAUGUUAAAAAAUACAACAAAUCUAACAAAAGUCCAUUGAAAAUAGAAAAACAUCCCUAAAAAAAGUGUUUUUGUUUUUGCCACGGAUAAAAUUGCUUUUGUUUUACUGUUUCUUUUUGUGGAAAAAGAAAAAAAAAAUAUUUCUAUAUUUACCAGCUUAUCUUCUCUGCUUCUUUGUAUCCGAAAAAACGUAAUGCUUUUCGCUGGCAAUGAGCUGGUUUGAUACAACUAGACUGGCGAGUUUAACUAAACACGCUUUAAAAGAAGCCCAGAAACAAAUUGACAAAGCCCUGGACAUUCAAGACGAUCUCGAUGACGAUCCAAUCGCCAAAGAAAAACGCUUGAGUCAAAAUGCUGAACCUAUUGCUGCUGCGACGGAGAAAAAGAGCAAAACUGCUCCUUCAACUCCUGUCCAACAAACGCAGCCUUUAGGAUCCACAGAUUCCCAAGCUGCUUGGGGUUCAUUUACGGGAUCGUUCUUUGAGAAUCCAAAUGCCAAGGAAAUGAUAACAACUCCACCAAAAAGUGGCAGUGGUCAGCGGCAUUCGGUUACAACAACCGAACCGCUUUUGUCCAAACGAGAAUCUGUGACGUCGAAUUCAGAUUCUGUUGAUUUGUUGUCACCUCCGACUUCGCCGAGUACAGUUCCAACUUCGCCAUCGGAGAAUGUUAAUAAUUCCGAGUCGGUGGAGCUGAUAACAACUCCAACAUGUAGCAGUGAAGUUGUGAGUCCCGAUUCGAAUGCAUCGCUUCCAGAAAGUAUUGUUAUCAUUGGAAGCGAUGGAGAUCAUGAAGAAGAUGAUGACUCGAUGUCGUAUAGCACAGUGAUGGGGGAAAGCGCUACUACAAAAACAACCGAUAUGGUUGUUGUUCCAUUAGCAACUGAAGUUAAAUCUUCUGAAUCAAAACUCAUUGCCCCCUUGAAACCACAAAACAGUGCAAUUGAAGAUGCCCUUUUUGAAUCACAAACCGUCAAUUCAGAUUCCACGCAAAGUUUCGAAGAUGUCCAAAUGGUAGAAGCUGCAUCCGUCACAUCCGACGACAAAGAUUUGGUCAAAAUCAACUCUGGUCCAUCAUCCUCCGGCCACAAUUCCAACGAUGAAAUCGAAACCACAACAUCCUCGGAUAUCGAAAUAAUUUCCAAUCCCAAUGGCGACUCGAGUAGUGCCAAUAGCGCCAGUCGCACGAGUCCCCUGAAACAAGCCAAAGUAGUAUUUCCGCCAACUAAAAAAGGUCACUUUCGUGAACCAUCAGAGGUUUCAACCAUAUCCGAGGAUUCACAAUCCGACACAGAAAAACUCAUGCAUCGCAUAAGUGAGUUGAGUGAAAUACUUGAAUCCAGAGAACUACGUUUGUUGGAGUUGGCUCGUCAGAAUGCAGCACUUCAAGAGAAAAACAACGAAUUCCAGAGUCAGAUGGAUGUGAUGAAGCGAAAAACCGAACACCUUGAAAGCGAAGAACACACUCAGCGAUUGUCGGCUCUAGAAAAAAAGUUCCAAAUGAGUAUUCGUGAGCGAGAUGGCUUGCGUUUGCAAUUAAAAACAGCUAAAGAAGAAAUCCAAUCAAAAAUUCCCAAAAACGAUUUCACCCAAGUGGUAGCUGAAAAGGAUCAAAUGAUUUCCGAACUUCGUCUCGAAGGGGAGAAGCUGUCCAAAGAAGUCCUCCAGCAUUCGAAUAUCAUUAAAAAACUUCGUGCCAAGGAAAAAACCAAUGAAGCCGUCCUCAAACGGAAUAAAGAGCAAAUUUUCGAUCUGACUGAAGAAGUUGAACGAUUAAAGAAAACUCUAAAUGCAAAAGAAGAAGUGGAACGCUCUCAGAUCGAAGCUGUUCACAAAAUUUCAUCUGAAAAGCGUAAACUCGAAGAAGAGAAUACCACUUCCCGAAGUUUGAUAGAAGAUUUAAAUUCCAAAUUGAGUACACUUCAGGCAAGCUUUGAAGUUGCCAAAGUUGAAUUGCAAAAUCGUAAACAAGUUCAUUCAGAUUUGACUAAAAACACUCAAGAGCUUGCCACACUCAGAAAGGAAAAAGAAAGAGCCGAGUUGGAAAGCAAUGAAUUGGCAGCACAAUUAAAUGAAUUGCGCGAAAAACUACGCAUAUCCGAAGCUGGUAUGACCAUGCGAGAACAGAAACUCAGAGAAGAGAACUCUGAGUUGAUAAGACGAUUGGAAGAGUCUGAGAUUCGAGCCGAGAAUCUUACACAAGAAGUCAGUUUAACAACAAUUCCCCUAAUGCGACAGUUAGAAUCUCUUCAGUCGACACUCACAAUGCGAACGAAUAAUUGGGACAAGCAAGAAAAAGAGUUUUUAACCAAAUUAGAACUCUCAAGAGCCCGUUUACAAAGUUUAGAAAAUGUCGAAUGUUCAUUUAAAGAAAAAGUCAGCUUGCUUCAAUCAAGAAUUGAAACUCUUGAAGAGAAACUUUCAGCAUCAUUGAUGCAAGAGGAACAAACUAAAAUAGCACUUCAUCAAGCUGGUCUUGAUAGUAAACUUAUUGAAACAAAUUUGAAAAGACAAUUGACAACAUUAACGGAGAGUUUUGAAGACUUGAAGAAAACACACGAAGAAUUAAAACAAAAAUAUACUCUUUUAGAGGAAAAAUAUGAAACACUAAAGACGCAACAUAAGAAAGAAGAGAGACCAGCAAUUGAGGUAGUACAUCGUGAUAAUCCAGCCAAUUAUCGCAAUAGAGAUAUGUCUAUGAGUGAAGCGAGCAACUCUGAUGAAGCACAUCACACAUUGAGGCCAAAUAAUUCAUCACCAACACUAAGUUUGGUAGAUGAUGCUUUGGGAUCAUUGGAUUGGCAAGUGGACGAUCUAGAUUGCAUAUCGAAUUCUGGUCGACAAGCCACAUCUGUUUAUGGAAUGCAUAUUAAUCUGCCACACAUGAGCCACAAUGCAAGUACAAUAGAACACUUAACGUCUCUCGUCAAACAACGUGAUGGUGAAGUCAAUCAAUUGCAAUGGGAAUUAUCUCGAUUACAAGUUGAGCGAGAUGUCUUGAAUUCGGAAAUUUCAAAUCUCUCCAUGGAGUUGGAAAAUAUCAAAGAAAAAGCACAACUUCAUGAAGAUAUAGAAAAGAAUUUCGCCGAAUUACAACGUCAGUAUGAUGCCCUGUUGCAGAUGUAUGGAGAAAAAGUGGAACAAGCUCAGGAGCUUGAAUUAGAUUUACAAGAUGUUAAAGACAUGUACAAGGCACAGAUUGAUGAGUUAUUACGCCAACGCAAUAGUAGCGUUGCUGCUGGCGGUAAUGUUGGUGGCAGUUUAUCUUCUUCGUAAAUUUAAACUACCAAUAAUGUGCAUUUUCUUUUUAAAUUAAAUUUGUUGACAAAAGUUAGAACGGUGAAUGGUCUAAGUUGCCUUAACAAGUGUUUUUUAUGCACAUGAAACACACUCAAAUUGUUGUAUUUUCCUUUCCAAAAAAAGAAACACCCUAUUAACUAUUUUUCAUUCAAAUUGUUUCCUGCAAUAUUAAUUAAUGUUGAAGCAAAAAAAAAAAAAAAAAUACAUCAUACAAAAAUGUGUCAUUAAUUGUUAGUGUUUGUCCAAGCGGUGAUAUUAUUAUUUAAAAAAUUUUAUUUGUUAAUUUACAUUUAUCUAUUUUUCGGAACCAAAUUAAACAAAACAAAAAAAAAAAAUGGGAUAACACUCUCGUCUCUUUACAAAAAAAAGUCUCCAUUAU
Molecule: messenger RNA, 3782 nt
Organism: Episyrphus balteatus (marmalade hoverfly)
Lineage: Eukaryota; Metazoa; Arthropoda; Insecta; Diptera; Syrphidae
Gene: Tmf
Product: TATA element modulatory factor
Exons: 6
Coding region: 314-3379 (1021 amino acids)
Cellular component (GO): Golgi apparatus; endoplasmic reticulum
Source: RefSeq, a predicted model, not a curated record